Molecule: messenger RNA, 612 nt
Organism: Panicum hallii
Lineage: Eukaryota; Viridiplantae; Streptophyta; Magnoliopsida; Poales; Poaceae
Product: kafirin PSKR2-like
Exons: 2
Coding region: 1-612 (203 amino acids)
Molecular function (GO): nutrient reservoir activity
Source: RefSeq, a predicted model, not a curated record
AUGGCAACCAAGAUACUUGCCCUCCUUGCGCUCCUUGCUCUUUCAGUGAGCAUGGCCACAGCGGUCUUUAUCCCACAAUGCUCACUAGCUUCUACCGCUGCAACUAUUCCACGGUACAUCCCACCAGUAACGGCCGUGGGAUUUGAAAACCCAAUUGUGCAAUCCUACAGGCUACAGCAGGCGCUCGUGUCAAGCAUCAUACCAUCAGCCUUGUGGCAGCAACAAUCCUCAGCGCAUUUGACAGUACAGAGCAUCAUGGCACAACAACAAUUGCAACAGCUUUCGCCUGCAUUCAAUCUACUAGCCACUGCAAACUCUGCUACCUACUUGCAACAACAGCAGCUUUUUCAAGCACUCAACGAACAGGCUGUAGCUAACACUGUUGCCUACUCGCAGCAACAGAUGUCUCCAUUCAACCAACUCGCUGUUGCAAACCCUGCCGCCAUCUUGCAGCAGCAACUAUUAACAUUGAACCCCCUGGCUGCGGUAAAUCCCACCGCCUUCUUGCAGCAGCAGCAGCAGCAGCAACAGUUGUUGCAACUGAACCAACUGGCUGUGACAAACCCUGCCGCAUACUUGCAGCAGCCCAUCAUUGCCAGUUCUCUAUUCUAG